Mauremys reevesii (Reeves's turtle) is the source of this 1835-nucleotide messenger RNA. It is a transcript of the gene ZCWPW2, whose product is annotated as zinc finger CW-type and PWWP domain containing 2. The coding region runs from base 703 to 1752 and encodes 349 amino acids. Gene Ontology annotation, cellular component: nucleus. The transcript is spliced from 11 exons. Lineage: Eukaryota; Metazoa; Chordata; Testudines; Geoemydidae. Gene Ontology annotation, molecular function: zinc ion binding. The record is from RefSeq and is a predicted model, not a curated record.
GCCAGGUACCUGGCAGGGGAGGUUCCCUACGCACAUGAGCGCCCCUCAAAAGCUGCUGCUUGUUUUGUGUGUCCUUAAAGGGCCUGUUCUGGUUCCUCACUGAGGGCACCUGCGCGUUUUCUUUCACCGAGUAGAGGACGAGGCUGGGGGGAGGCUGGUCCCAUCCUAAGCUUGUCUUGCCUGACCUGAAGGCCAGUCAGCCCUGGGUAGGGCAGCUGCAAUAAUAGUGGGAUCAGCGCUAGAGAUGUCAGGUUUUUGCAGCCUGGCGUGUAUGGGACCCGGUUCGGACGGGUUUCUCCUGCUACCUCCCAGGAUGAACAGUUCCUGAAGCAGCCAGGUUCAAAAUCAGAAAAGAAUGGCAGUUUAGUCGCUAACAUUAUCUUGCAAGGGGAGAAUUUAACUUCAUCCAUCUGAUGGGAUUUAAUGGGCAAGGCUGUUGUCCAUAUUUGGUAAAUGUCAUUAUUCCUUUCAAACAGACAUGCCUAUUCCUAAAAUUGAAGUGUCCUGGGAAUUAAUCAGUGUUACUUCCAAAAAUUAAACAGGUGAAAAUCAGUGUAAAAAUUAAUUUCACAGUGUUCUGGAUAAAUAUUCGGAUUAAUAUUUGGGCAUAAGAGGACAGAAAAGAGCAACAAAUAGAGAAAAAAUAAAUAAAAUUACAAAAAUUGAUUCUUAGAAGACUGGAAAAAUCGUGGAGGUUUUGCUAUGGAUACUAUCAAUGAAAACCAUUUUUAUCUAGACAAAGUGUGGGUUCAAUGUGAGAUUGGCAGUUGUUUGAAAUGGAGACUGCUAUCAAGUGAUGAUGCUGCACAAGUUGAUCACAGUGAGCCAUGGUACUGUUAUAUGAAUACUGACCCAUGGUUUAAUAAUUGUUCUGUUUCUGAAGAAUAUUUUCCUGAAGAGUCUGAGUUUAAUAAAAAUGGAUUUAAAUAUGUCUACUCAGAGCUUCCUAUAGGAAGUCUAGUUUUGGUGAAAAUGCGCAGCUGGCCAAGAUGGCCUGGCAUACUUUGUCCUGAUCCUCUUAAUGGACAAUAUGUGACGUAUGACAUGGAUGGAUAUGUUGAAAGCAAUCAUGUAGAAUUCUUAGGUGAUCCCCAUUCCAGAGGUUGGGUUGCUGUGAAAUAUAUUAGCCGUUACCCUAGCUCAAUUAAGCCAGAACAAUGCAAGAGAAAAAAGAAAUGGUAUAGAAGUGCAUUGGAAGAAGCAAACAAAUUACUUAUAUUUUCUGCUCUGCAAAGACUUGAAAUGUGCCAGCUAUCAGAAAAUGGGGCAGGAGUGUUAGAGGAUAAAACAGAAGCCAGUAAUGACACAGUGGUAUCCAAGAGAAGAAUAAAAGCUCAGAAAAAGCAAGUUGUCAAGAAAAAUAGAAGUGUCAUUGGACAAAAAAGAAAGAAAAGUAUGUUAAGAUGCUCUCUUGAAACAAUGGUUUCAGAUGACUUCCUGUCAAAAGAAAAUCUGGUUGUCUCUGAGACAGAAGUUAUAUUAAAAGAUCUGGAACAAAUUCUCAGGCAUGUUGCAGACCCUUUAAAAACAACUUGUGGGUUGUAUGGAAAUGGAGAGGGAAAAGAUUCAGGAGAAAAGGUAACGAAAUGCAGCACAGAGAGUACUGAAGGAAGUCCAAUGGAAAACUACACUCAAGAGGAUUGUAUUAUUAUGGAUGGGAUAGCUUUCAGGGCUGGGGAGUGUAUUGAGAACAUAACCAACAAAUUUAAAGAAAUAGAUUCUUUAAUGGCUGAAUUCCAAGAUAGCUUGUAGCACUUAAAAAAAAAAAAAAGGAACCUCUCUAUCCACUUUUCCAUUUAGUCAUAGAUUCUUAAGUGAAUAAUUUGCAUAGUUAC